This is a messenger RNA of Wasmannia auropunctata (little fire ant), 1535 nucleotides long. RefSeq names its product zinc finger protein 346-like. Gene Ontology annotation, cellular component: nucleus. The record is from RefSeq and is a predicted model, not a curated record. NCBI's taxonomy places the organism in Eukaryota, Metazoa, Arthropoda, Insecta, Hymenoptera, Formicidae. Gene Ontology annotation, molecular function: nucleic acid binding; zinc ion binding. Bases 246 to 914 code for a protein of 222 amino acids. The transcript has 6 exons.
AAUGGACGUGCGAUCGAGCGUUGGAGGGAGAAAGAGAGGAGGGACGAGUAACGCGGCAGGUGCAGCUCCGGUUAGAUGAUCGUACGGGGCCGCACGUUGAUGUCGUUCGCUCCGUCCGGAACGGUUUGAAAAAGCGCUAUAUUUACACGGCGAUUCACGGAGCGGACCAAAAAAAAUUGUAUUCCCACAACAGCGGCCUACACCGAUCCGCUUAUACGGCAAGCAGAACUGUAACGACUAGAAAAAUGGCUGUACCGUCAGAGAACGUCAUGAAUACAAGUCUCGACGAUCCCGUAACAAAGGCAGUGGUCGAUAAUAUAAUGGGCAAUUUGCCGACGAAAAAGCCUCUCGUUCGAUGCGAAGAUUGUGACCUUUCUUUCACGAGCCAGGCGGUAUUAGAUACCCACUUACAAGGUGCACGUCAUGCUAAACAGGUAAGAUCUAAGAAUAUAAUGGCAACUCUUGAGGAAACAAAGAUUUCAUUUACCAAGGAUGAAGAGACAAACGGACUCAAAUGCAAUGUAUGUAACGUGUGCCUCAACUCCAUUCAGCAGUUACAAACGCAUCUCAAUGGAAGCCGUCAUAAAAAGAAAUUAAUGAGAGGUGAAUGGGAUGGCAAAACGACCAUUGUCACCCAAGGUCCUUCAUUGAAAUCGACUGGUAGUGCGCAACAAUCUGUUCCCGUAAAAAGAGGUUUACUUUCCUGCGAUAUAUGUAACAAGUUCUUCAACUCUACGUCUCAAUACAGUGUGCAUAUGAAUUCGGAGAAACAUGCUGACAAAGUGAAGAGAUUUAAGGAUCCAAAUAAAGGAUUUCUCCCGUAUCGGAAAAAAAUAAAACGAAAUAUCACUCCCAAGGAACAAAUACCAUCUUUGUCAAACAGCUUUGUAUCUAGUUUUACAUACCAGCCAUAAGUUACAUAGUUUGCACAUCUUACAUUGAGUUAUAUAUUACGAGAUCGGUUUUAGCAUGCUAUUAAUUAAUAAAUUAUUAUGAUUAUACAAAUAAAUAACGUAAAUAUGUAAAUAUACAUAUUUGUAAUUUGAAUUUUCGUAAAUUAUUGAAACGUUUAAAAGAAAGGAAAAAUAGCAAGAAUCUUUUCAAAUCCUAACCAAUAUAUGAAAACAAUCGAGGUUGAUUAUUCCUUUUUAUUAUUAAUUUUCUUAAUAUUAUGUUGAAUAAUUCAAGAAUUUAUAGAAUCCAUCAUUGUUUAAAUCGUCACAUAAGAAUCACAAAAUUAUACAUAGCGAUAUGAUGUAUAUUUACAUUUUACAUUUUGCUCUGAUUAAAAAUUAUAUAUGAAUUUAAUGAGUUCAAUCAACUACAAAAUUGAAAUUAAAUGUAUUCACAAGUUCUAUUCUAAGUCGCUUCAUGAAUAGAUUGUGCAUCAUUUUUGCGAGAGUCCAUCACAUUCACACUAAAAAAGAAUGCAAGGUGUUAAUAUUUCAAAUAUUUUUUAAUAUACCGUAUAUCUUACAUUAUUUUCUGGCAUUACUUGGAUUAUGUAUGUUUUCAAUAAACGGCGUAAUUCUGCA